GAUAUCCGCUCUAAUUUGAAAGCCAGGACUGUUAUAGUUAGGAGUAAUGUAUACAUACUUCAUUACCAGGUACAGCAGUAAUAAAACAGCUGUAAUUGUUCUGUAAGAAUGAAGCGUGUUACAUCACCAAAAGCAAGCUCUUCUAAGAGACCAAGGAAGAGUCAAGACUCACAAAAGGCCCCAACAAUUGACUCUGUCCAUGAAGCACUGGACUGUUUGGAGUCAGCCACCAAAACACGAAGUUUACCUGUUCAGUUGAGUGUGGAUUUAAUAGAGAGAACGGCAAGAAGUGAAGGCCUACCUGGUGAUAUUUUAAUUACAUUAGUUGAUAUUAUUGGAAGAAGGAAGUUGUCUGAAGCAGUAUGUCGUCGAUUGAUCAGGAGUUUACUUCCAUUCGAUAUAAUACCUAUUAUUGCAGUCUUGAAAACUAUUUCAUGGAUGGGUGUUGGAAACACGUCCAUUGCACUCCAGGCAGAGCUGAUGAGGUGGAUAGUUGCAGUGUAUGAUCACAUAGACCAGAAAGAAGACCUACAUUCCAUUUAUGGCAUAAUUUUUCAUUAUCUCGAAUGUGAUAUUGUGAGCCCUUUUGCAUGCCAUCUUCUCUACCUGUUGACUCGGAAAGAGGAUGUUCUGCCUUUUAGAAUUCGACGUGUUAUAACAUUGCAGAGUAAAGUGGGAGCACAGCCAUACUUAACAGGACUUCUAACACUGUACAAGACUUAUAGACCUGAUCUUGUGGUCAUUCAACCAAAACAGAAACAAAAGUUUUUCCGUUCUCUUGGGGGAUGGGAUUCCUUGAUUAAAGAAGUAAAGAGUCGGACCCUUCAUAUUUUAGCCCCAAGUGUACCAGAAAUACAAUAUACUAUGGCACAUCAGGAGGAGGAUCUUGUAAGGCCAGAGAUUCAGUAUCAGCCAGUUCUCGGAAAAAAUGGGAUUAAAACAUUUCAAGAACUGCAAAGUUUGUUGGAGAACUUGAAGCCACCCAAUGGAAUACUGUCCGUUCUUCGCUCCCCAGCUCGUCGAAUAAUUCUCACCAGUUGCACUGACCGAACCCUACUAGUACGAAUGAAGUUUCUCUUGAGAGUGUUACUGUUUGAUGAACCAUUUCACUUUGCUGAGGGUAAAAAACGGCGAGGAAAACAUAUCCUGAGAACACUUACAGAUAUUACUGAAGAAUUACAGGAAGGGAUACCAGAAGUUGAAAGCUUUUUGAUGCACUAUCUACAAGUUUGGAAUGGGCUUCAGUGGAGGUCUUCUGUUUUAACGUUGAUCAGUCGCUGGCCUCUACGGCCAUUUGUGGAGCUUAAGGAAUUUGUUUUAAAGCCAGUUCAUAAAUUAUUGUGUUCUUCAUCACUGGAAUUUCAGUGUUCCAUCUUGGAAUGUCUUACUCAACUGUGUAAAAACUGGGCUGUGGUGGAGCUUCCCCGUUACAAACAAGCCAAAAUGAGGCAGGAAACUAACGUGGAUGAAUAUGUCCCGGUGAUAUCAUCUGUGUUUGAUCAGGAAGUAGAGGAAUUAGAUGAAGAAGAGUGUUUAAUGGAGCUAGCAGCUUACAUUGGACACAUUUGUGUCACUGCUUUGAUGCUGAAUCCCACCAGUCCACCAUUGCUAAUGUAUCAUAUCUUGCGAUUCUAUCACAUGACAGUUGACCUUUAUUAUACCCAUGAUACUACACUCCUGGCUCUACCUGCUGCACCUGUUGUGUAUUCUUCUCUGUUUUCUAACAAUGUCUUUUGUUUGUCAGAAAUGUGCCGUUUGAUUACAAGGUACAGAGGGAUGAUUCAAUCUCUGAAGCAAAGGACAGGUGUUCAACUCCAGAGGCAUAUUGAUGAAUUGAAUGGUUAUAUUCUUGACAUCAGCAACACCAUCUGGCGCAACAAAGCCUUUAAGCCAGAGAGUGAGUCUGUGCUGUUUAAGGUUCCUAUUCCAGCAUCUAUAUCUCACUCUAUAGAUAAUCCAUCUGAAACUUUCUUAUUGUUAUACCAUCCUGCAUUAACAGCAAUCACUCAAAACUUUCUAAAGAAAGCUGGUGAUCGGGUACAGCACCCUAAACAGGUGAUAUCAGACCGUGCAGUCAGAAGUGCAUACCUUCAAUAUUUAAGUAGUCAUUACAUGAGUGGAAUCACUGAUUUUCUACAAACCUUCAUCAAAAUGUCAUGAAAAUAUAUUUACACAAUAGGAGGGCUACUUACAUGGAAACAUCUUUUUACUCUCACAGAUGUUUUUUUCUAAUAUGCCAAUCAUUAAGAUUGAAAUAACAUAGAAAAAACUAUAUGCACCCUUGGAAAAAUGUUUGUGCACCUACUGAACUUCCUUGUAUCCAAUCUAAUAGAUACCAAAAAGAUGUUAUGCAAAAAUUAUUUGAUGUACAUUUUGUAUUCAGAAGUUUCAAACCUCUGGUUAAUGUACCAUAUUUUUCGGAAUAUAAGACGCACCUGUGUAUAAGAUGCACCCUUAUUUUGAAGACAAAGUUUUGGGGGAA
This is a messenger RNA of Limulus polyphemus (Atlantic horseshoe crab), 2482 nucleotides long. RefSeq names its product centromere protein I-like. The transcript is spliced from 17 exons. The record is from RefSeq and is a predicted model, not a curated record. Lineage: Eukaryota; Metazoa; Arthropoda; Merostomata; Xiphosura; Limulidae. Gene Ontology annotation, cellular component: kinetochore. The coding region runs from base 109 to 2160 and encodes 683 amino acids.